UCAAAACACUUGGCAGUGGGCGAUAACAGCUUACUCGAAUAGCAAAUUUGACCCAAAAUAUUUGGCAAGUGCGCUUCUGACCUUUCGCAAUGCCCUAAUACCGUGAUGAGCCGAAAUUUGGACGUGCUGGACAAGCUGUCCGAAUUUCCACCUCUCAGCCCCGAAGAAGACGAUUCUGGUGUCAAUUUCAUAUUCAAUUUUUUCAAAUUUGGCAAAGAACGAAAUGCAGAGAAUACGAGGGAGACGCCUGAGAGUCGAGAGACCACUCCGAUUGCCGAGGUCGCGCCUCAGCAAACGCAGGAACCAGUUUCUCAGUCCGACAAGAAUGAAGCUCAAAUCACACCCACUGGUUCCAGCAGCUCAGGGUCCAGUCUCAGCGUGUUGUACGAAGACAUUGGAGUCGGGAGGAGCCUACCAAACGUCCUCAAGAGAAUCAGCAAUUUGGUCGCCCUAAAAAACACCGGCCAGCAGUCAUACAAGGAUUCUGACUUCAAGCGCUACUGGAUGCCCGAUUCAGUCAGCAAAGAGUGCUACGAGUGCGGCGAAAAGUUCACCACCUUCCGACGCAGACACCAUUGCAGGGUUUGCGGACAGAUUUUCUGCUCGCGAUGCUGCAAGCAGGAGAUCCCAGGAAGAAUCCUCGGCUGCACUGGUGACCUGAGAGUAUGCACCUAUUGCGGAAAGGUGGUGCUCUCUUACCUGCAGUCGUCUGACAUAAGCGCUGACCUGAACGCCGACCUUCGCGCGUUGCAGGAAGACUUGCAGCACAAAUUUGGAGAACCCGUAAGCCAAAACGUGCAUGUCCAGCACAAUUCACUGUCGCCUGCUGAAAAGCGGUCGCGCCGAAAACACUCAUACCAGGAAGAUAGAUUCGUACUGGGACGGGGAAGCAUGACUACGUCGUCACAGUACCUGACUUCAGAGGACAUGAGAGAGGAUCCUUUCCUUAGCCCCAUUUCGCUGGCUAGCUUGCUGCACGAGUUUAAAGAGAGUGGAUUUACCCUACAGUCACACCUGCUGCAACAAAGAAACCAUGCCAACUGCUUCAAGGGAACCCAGAUGGUUGACUGGCUCAUUUCUCACAACAGAGCAAGCACAAUGGUUGAGGCUGUGAACAUAGGACAAGCAUUAUUGGACGGAAAAUAUAUAGACUGUGUGUCUCAGCCAAACGAUGUAACUUUUCACGACGGCAACGCUCUUUAUCGGCUAGCAAAUGAGCCUGUCAAGCACCACAGCGAUUCAUUUCAUGAUUUAGAGCGAAGCAUCAGCCACACAGAUUCGGACACGCUGAGCAUUCCGUCUUCGUCAUCAACUUACUUUUUGGACAUGGACGUGUCGGAAAACACUGUUCAGCUGUGGAAGCCUAAGAAGGAUGAGAGGAGAGAGCCGAUAGACUACAGCAGCACUUGCAUCUCCAAGGAGUUUUUAAAAGGGACACUGAUGGACAAAAGUUCGGAAAGCAGAGAAAUGGUGCCCUCAAUGGGCUGGCACAAGGUCCAGAACCUUAGGACUGAUAAUGGCGAGAGAGAAUCCUAUGAGAAGCUGACGGAAGCGUUUGAGAAACAUGAAGAGGCCCUUACCCGACAAUUGUUGCAAGCUGAGAGACUUAGCGACGAUUGGAUACCCACUGUGCAGCCCUUGGUACACCAAAUCGUCGAUCUAGUCCGGCCUGAUGUAAAAAAUGAAGCAGAUUUCAUGGACAUAAGACAGUACGUGCAGUUCAAAAAAGUCGCCGGGGGAAGCAGGUCAGAGUGUCGAAUGGUCAGCGGAAGCGUCUUUACCAAGCACGUUUCUCACAGAGCAAUGUCAACGCAACUGACCAAUCCUAAAAUUUUGCUCCUCUCUGGCUCGGUCACCUUUGAGAGAGUCGAGGGAAAGUACUUGUCGUUGGAGCCGCUCAUGUUGCAAGAGCGGGACUACUUGGGCAACGUUGUGGCCCGAAUCGUGUCCUUGGAGCCAGAUGUUGUCCUUGUCGAGAACACAGUUAGCCGCAUUGCUCAGGAAAUGCUCUUGGAGCACCACAUCACUCUGGUUCUGAACGUUAAGACUGUGGUCCUUGAGCGACUGGCUCGAUUAACUCAGGCUGAUAUGGUGAGAUCUGUGGACGCAACCCUGAGCAAGUCAUCACUUGGAAUGUGUCACACCUUCACUGUGCGCAAAUUUGAGGAGGACGAUGGGGAAACCAAGUUUCUGAUGUUUUUCGAAGGAUGCGCGACACAUCUGGGUUGCACAACCCUUCUAAGAGGAGGCUCUCGCUCAGAACUGAAGCGGCUCAAGAAAGUAAUGCAACACUUGAUCUUGGCCAACUACAACUGGCGCCGCGAAAUGUCUUUUCUGAUGGACGAAUUCGCUAUGCCGCCUGCGCCUUUAUUGCCACUGCAAAGCAUUCCAACGCACGAUACUUCCUUAGCCAGAGACGACUCAUUUCCUGAGAAAGAAGAGGAGCCCUUUGUGGAUCCGCUGCAAGCACCAGUGGAUUCUCCAGAAGUGAUCACUGACCCUCUGCAACAGUAUCUCAAAGCAGCCACCUCGUUCGACGAGGAUUUGCAGCAAACUUCAAUUGCCAGCGACAGUGUUCACGCGGAAAACUCGAGAUUUAAAGAGGCACUGGACCAAACCGUGCUCUCCUCCUCGCCUUUAGUAAACUUCAAGGUUCCGUACCUUGAAACGGAGGAGGGCUCCAAGAGCAGGCUCAGGCGAUUCUUCCCAGAGCAUGUAUUUUGGUCUUCAAUCCUGUUUCCACCUUGUCAAAAUGACUGCCUUGAGGUGGAGGAGAAACGGAAACUCGGUCCUCCGUGCUACAUCCGCGACGAGCACCCCCUGGUGCAAGCAAAGUUGACCCAGCCUGCCGACAGUACCGCCGUGCAGACAAUGCUGGCCAACUUUCGAGCCGUCGGAGGCAGGCUCAGGCAUCCAAACGAGCCUCUGCCCGCAAAUUCCUUUACAGAGAAGAAAGCUGAGGCAGAGGACGCGGAAAAGGCGCCGGUCGACGCUCUCAGUCCAUUCAACCACCAGAAACUGGCCGUUCUUUUCUGCAGUUUCUCUCCAGACUCGACCAAUUCCCCAGCUUUUUGCGUGAACCCAUGGAUUGUCCACAUGGAGCUCUAUGGCAAACAUGACAUUCCACUCGGACAGUUUCUGGACGAGUACUGCUUCCGUAGAGCAUACAAUUGCCCAUCUGAGAGUUGCUCCACUCCAAUGCUGCGUCACAUCAGGAGAUUCGUCCACGACGGCAGCUGCAUUCAAGUGACGCUGAAACAGCUUGACAGCCAGAUUCCAGUGGAGGGGAACGCGAUUCUCAUGUGGAGCUGGUGUGUGGUCUGCAAAAAGAACUCGCCAGUGGUACCGAUGUCCGUCGACUCGUGGUCGCUGUCCCUGGCCAAGUACCUGGAGCUGCGGUUCCACACUCCCUGCUACACCAGAAGAGGCAGAGAAAACACCUGUCGGCACUCUUUGCAUCAGCAGCACUAUCAAUAUUUUGGCUACAAAGAUAUCAUCGCCACCUUCAAGUACAGCAAAGUGUUGAUGUGGCAUAUAUCGCUGCCGCCGGCUGUAAUUCAAAUUCCUUACAAAGCCAGCGAAGAAAUCCAGUCUGUGGCCAUUGAAGAGGUCAAACAGCUGGCACUAAAAGGCUAUGAAGUUUUCUCGUCUGUGAUUGAAAAACUCUGUGAUAUCGGGAUUGAGGCUGAUCCUGCUAAAAAAGAUGUGUUGACCAAACUGAAGGCUCAGCUCAACAAGGACAACUCUUGUUUCAAGACUAAAAUCGAGGACAUCCAGAUAAAACUGACUUCCCCAAGGCUUGAUGUAAACAGAUCUGAGUUUGAAGUGAGGGACCGGCUGUGGGACAUAGAGGAUAGUCUUCUGCAGCUGAAGCGGCUUAUAGCUGAAGCAGUUUUUGUGUGGAACUCAAGAAUUGCGGAGGUAGCCAAAAAGAAGGACGACAAAGCAAAGAAGAGCAUGUCAGAUACUUCGAUCGAUGGUGACCCAGCAAGCAGGGAGGCUGCUCCUUCUCCUCUGCCUUUGAGUGCUGACGAAAAUUCUCAGUCUGAAAAUCAGCUGGUCAGCAAUCUUCCGGACGUCCAGCCAAGUGGUUCUGAUGGUGUCCUAGCGUCCAGUGCUGAGAACAUUAAGAAAAUUUCUAGUCUUGACGUUGUAGAAGCCAGCAGCGGCCUGUCGAGUGCAAUCGAUGUGUCUUUCGCCGAGGAAAUCAUUGACACUAACCUUGAAGUGCCUGACGUCGAGUUUGUUGGCGUCCAAAGCAGAGGGCACGAAAGGUCGCACUCGGAAGGCGACGGCAAAAUUCCUUCCACAGUGGAUGGCAGUUCAAAAGCAGUGGAGAAAAAGUUAAAUGUCCAGAACCAGACUUCAGUCAAGCAGAUCAUUUCGCAACUGAUAACCUCCACUUCUAAUGUUUACACCAUUUUGUCUCCUCUUGGAGUAACAGAGCACCAUUUGCUACCACAACCUGCCGGCCCCAUGGUGGUCGUGAACACCAAUGAACCUAGUUCAAUCGUCGCCUACGCUCUCAGUUCUGCAGAAUACCAGAAGAAACUAGCCGAAUACCGUUUGGCGACCAAUGUGGACGUUCCUGUUGCCAGUGAAUUGGUUGCGUCUGGCGACUCAGUGAACUCGACCAAGAGGACUGUGCUUUCAUUUCUGCGCGGUAACAGCAGUCCAAAUUUAAACGCUGGCCGAACAGGAAGCCGCAACUCGGAUGUGGACGCUGCCCAGAACACGUUCACUCCAGAAGAGGUUGGCCUGGAUGAAAGCAAGAGCUCGAAUAAGAGCAAUAACAUCUUAAACACAUCUACUGCUGAGUCUACGAUUGACGUGCGUUUCAAUGACCACUCGACUACCUUCCACUGCCGCAUUUUCCUCGCCGACCAAUUCAGUCAGCUCAGAGAGAUCGUCUGUCCAGAUGGAGAAGACAGUUUCAUCCGGUCCUUGGCUGGCUGUGUCCAGUGGGCUGCCAGGGGAGGAAAGUCUGGCUCCACUUUCAGCAAGACAAAAGAUGAUCGGUUUGUGUUGAAAGAGAUGAGUCAAAACGAGGCGCAGCUCUUCUUGGAGGUGGCGCCGCACUACUUAAAUUACAUCAGGAGUUGCCUUGAGUGCGGGCAGCCGACCUUGCUGGGCAAAAUAGUCGGCGCUUUUCGUAUUUCUAGCCGUGGCAUCAGCAGCAGCACGUCUAACAAGACUCAUUUGCUGGUGAUGGAGAAUUUGUUCUACGGCAGGAGCAUCACACAGCGCUUUGAUCUAAAGGGCUCUGUGCGGAAUAGACUUGUGGAAACGUCCGGCCCAAACGCUCAAGGAGAGGAAAUCGUGCUUUUGGAUGAGAAUCUGAUCAAAAUGUCCUGCGAGGCGCCAUUGUACAUCCAGCCGCACUGCAAGAUGGUCCUGACCCUAGCCAUUGAGAGAGACACGCAGUUUUUAUCGUCACAGGCUGUGAUGGACUACUCGCUUUUGGUGGGUCUUGACGAACAGAGAAAAGAACUUGUUCUCGGAAUCAUUGAUUACGUGCGCUUGUUUACGUGGGACAAGAAGCUGGAGACCAUGGUCAAAUCGUCGGGAAUCCUGGGUGGCCACGGAAAAAUGCCGACCAUCGUGUCGCCUGAAGUGUAUCGCGCUCGCUUUGUAGCUGCCAUGCAUCGCUACUUUCUGCCUGUUCCAGACCAAUGGACCGGACUUGGCUCAGGGGUCUUGGAAAUUUAAAUUAACAUUCCCAGCAAAAUGUAUAUUAUAUUCAACUAAAACAACUUAAAUUUUCUAGGAAAUAAAAAAAAUUGGAAAUUU
Messenger RNA from Cloeon dipterum, 5790 nucleotides. RefSeq names its product fab1 kinase (gene fab1). Gene Ontology annotation, cellular component: vesicle membrane; cytoplasmic vesicle. The transcript has 28 exons. Gene Ontology annotation, biological process: regulation of reactive oxygen species biosynthetic process; melanosome organization; phagosome-lysosome fusion. The record is from RefSeq and is a predicted model, not a curated record. Gene Ontology annotation, molecular function: 1-phosphatidylinositol-5-kinase activity; metal ion binding; 1-phosphatidylinositol-3-phosphate 5-kinase activity. Lineage: Eukaryota; Metazoa; Arthropoda; Insecta; Ephemeroptera; Baetidae. Bases 106 to 5709 code for a protein of 1867 amino acids.